UAUGGUCGUCAACGUUCUUCUCUGUCUCUCGCGCUUUCCUCCUUUUAUUCCCCCUUCAUUUCUCUCUGUCCGCCAUUAGGGUUUCUUUAAUCCUUCUCGAUGUGGAGAAAGAAUGGUGGUUUCUGAGGCGGAAGUAGUCCCCAAGGCGGAGGAGCUAGGGUUAGGGUUGGCGCCAGCCCCGUCCUCUUCUUCUUGCCCUCCCGAUUCUUCUGUGGAAGCUCUUACUGGAGAGCUUGCGAGCUUGAAGCUGGAGAAGAAGUCUGCCGAGGGAGAUGGUGAUCAGGACAGUACUGGGGCUGGCGAUCAGGAAGAGAUCACUGGGGCUGGCGAUCAGGAAGAGAUCACUGGUGACGAGAAUGAUGGUGUUCUUGAGAAGGAUUCGGGGUCGCCGGGGAAGGAGAAAGACUGGAAGAGAGAGAGGUUUCGGUAUCCCCAGAGACCCGAUGAGCCUGACUGCAUGUAUUAUUUGAAAACUGGAAGCUGCCGAUUCGGAUCGAGCUGCAAGUUUAAUCAUCCUGCCAGAAGGAAGAGGAAUCAGGUGAAAUCCAAGAAACCAUUUGAGGCGAAUCAGGCUGUUAAAGAAGAGCAAAAGGAACCUAUUCCAAAGGUAGGACAGACAGAAAGCAAGGCUGUUGAUGAAAUGCAAAAUGGAACUCUUUCAGAAAGGGUGGAGCCGAAAGAAUCCAAGUUUGUUGAGAAGAGAGAAGGUUCUCCUUCAAAAAUGGUGGAUCAGACAGAACGUAAGGCUACUGAAGAAAAGGGAAAAGAAACACUUUCUGAAAGGGGUGGGCAAACAGAAUGCAAGUAUUACUCAAUGCCAGGAGGCUGUAAGUUUGGAAAAGCUUGUAAAUAUGUUCAUCAUCGAGGAAAACAUGAAAAUAACUCAGUGCAGCUAAAUUUUUUGGGCCUUCCAAUUCGACCGGGAGAACGUGAGUGCCCUUAUUACAUGCGUAAUGGCAGUUGCAAAUUUGCAACAAACUGUAAGUAUCAUCAUCCUGAUCCUACUGCUGUGGGUGGACAAGAUCCUCGAUCAGGCCAUCGAAAUAGUGAACCUCCACAACAACGUGGUUUAGGAGCACCACAGGUGCCCAUGACCUGGCCUGUGCAGACAAUGUCAAAUGAGCCAGUUUCUUUCCUCAAUGCAUCACCCUCUUAUGUUCCUGGGAUGAUUUUACCUCCUCAAAGGCUCCAUUCAAAUCUAGAAUGGAAUGGGUAUCAGGCUCCGGUAAGUCCAUUGUUUCCACCAGAUAUUCAUGCACGGAACUCCUCAGCUUCAACCAUAAAUCAUAAAACAAACAAGGGAGAUAUUCCUGUAAGUCAGCAAGUGCCUGUUGAUGAAUAUCCCGAGAGACCUGGCUUGCCGGAAUGCCAAUAUUUCAUGAAACAUGGGGUUUGUAAAUUUAAAACAGCAUGUAAAUUUCACCAUCCAAAGACUCGUCUUCAAACAGUGCCAGUAGACGUUCUUAGCCCCGUUGGCCUGCCCUUGAAACCUGAUCAACCAGUGUGCACACAUUAUAGUCGUUUCGGAGUGUGCAAGUAUGGACCAUCUUGUAGAUUUGACCAUCCAAUUGGUCACAGUUUUUCAGCGUCAGCAGGUGCGGCGGUAUCUGGACAGACUGCAACCCCAAACAAUGCUACAACACAAGAAUCAUAUGUGACAGGCAGCAAUUAUUUGGUUCAACAGCCAGAGUGAUAUUUAUGAGGCCUUUGCUGUAAAAUCAUAGGUCAACUAAUUGUGGAGAGCUGCAUAAACACUGCCUUGGUGCCAGAUUUUAGAUUUCCAUUUCAUUGGUGUAUAAACACCUUUUGCUUUGUACAGGGAUUCAUGUGUUAUAUUUACCAGAAAUAUAGACUAAAUAAUAAUAACACAGCUGAGAAAAAGUUUGUGGUGA
Messenger RNA from Phoenix dactylifera (date palm), 1892 nucleotides. Its product is annotated as zinc finger CCCH domain-containing protein 65. Gene Ontology annotation, molecular function: metal ion binding; mRNA binding. The record is from RefSeq and is a predicted model, not a curated record. NCBI's taxonomy places the organism in Eukaryota, Viridiplantae, Streptophyta, Magnoliopsida, Arecales, Arecaceae.